Molecule: messenger RNA, 535 nt
Organism: Scomber japonicus (chub mackerel)
Lineage: Eukaryota; Metazoa; Chordata; Actinopteri; Scombriformes; Scombridae
Product: polyamine-modulated factor 1-binding protein 1-like
Exons: 2
Coding region: 8-535 (175 amino acids)
Source: RefSeq, a predicted model, not a curated record
AGAGUUGAUGAGGCGGAUAAAGGAAAAGGAUGACAUUAUUUUGGAUUUGGAAGAAAAGUUACAGCAGAAAGCCGACAUGGUUGAUGGACUAAAUGAACAGAAACAGACACUUGAGAACCAGAAAGCUCAACUGGUGGAAAAGUUAAAGAGGAAUGCCGACAUGGUUGAUGGACUAAAGGAACAGAAACAGACACUUGAGAAGCUGAAAGAUCAAAUGAAGGUGCAACUGAAGGAGGUGGAGAAAAAGAAGGAGGAGAACAAGCAGAAACUUCUGUCAGUGGAGAACAAAAUAACUGAGGCUGAGAAUAAAAAGACUGAUAAAGGGGGAUUGUUAACAGAAAAAGAAAAUCUAACUGAAGUCAAAUGGAAACUAGACGAACAAAAGACAAACUGGGAGAAACUAAUUCUGAAUGUGGAGCAGAUGCUGCAGAAAAUAGAUGUUUUAGUCAGUAGUGCCCAAGUACAAGAAACUACAGGAUACGACAAUCAAGGGUUUGAGCUGGUGGAUGAGCGAAGAACAGAGUAUAGCAAAUAA